AUGGCGGUUGUAUUUCACGACGCUGAAACACAGACAGAAGAAUCUGCCACAUUUCCACCAGUCGACGCUGAAACUCAGACUGAAGAGUUUGAAUAUAUAUUCUCCAGGCUCAGCGGAUAUCAAGCACCCGACCAAGAUUUCUUUCAAUCUGACGACAAGGUCCGUUUUUAUACGGGACUGCCAUCAUUUGAGAUUCUAAUGGUUGCUUUUGAACACGUGUCUCCACAUGUCACUCGCAAAACUCACUCCCUCAGCAGAUUUCAGGAAUUUGUCAUGGUCCUGAUGAAACUGCGAUUGAAUGUACCCUUUCAAGAUCUGGCUUACCGUUUCAUGGUAUCUGUGCCCACUGUGUCAAGGAUUUUUUCCUCCUGGCUGGUUGUUAUGGACACCAGGUUGUUUCCUCUUGUUUCCUGGCCAGAUAGGGAGCAGUUAUGGAAAACAAUGCCAAUGUGUUUUCAACAUGCAUUUGGAAGGAAAGUAACUGUAAUCAUUGACUGUUUUGAGGUGUUUAUCGAAAGGCCGUCAAAUCUGUUAGCCAGAGCACAAACAUUUUCAUCGUACAAACACCACAAUACGAUCAAGAUUCUCAUUGGUAUUACACCCCAAGGAACUGUGUCUUUUGUUAGUGAAGCCUGGGAGGCCGCACCUCUGAUAAGUAUCUGACAGAGCAUUCUGGAUUUCUCGACCAAUUGCUACCAGGAGACAUGGUAAUGGCUGAUAGAGGGUUCACGAUUGCAGAAAGUGUUGGCUUAAAGCAAGCCAAGCUGGUUAUUCCAGCCUUCACAAAGGGAAAUCCCAGUUGGAUCCAGUUGAUGUGGAAAAAACCAGAGGCAUCGCAAGUGUUCGUAUCCACGUGGAGAGGGUGAUAGGGUUGUUGCGGCGCAAGUAUACCAUUUUGGAAAGCACACUUCCAACAGAUUUCCUUGCUUGCAACCCAAAUGGACCACCUGCAUCACAGAUUCCUAUGAUUGAUCGUAUUGUGAGGGUUUGCUCCGCACUUAUUAACUUAUGCCCACCUAUAAUACCAUUUGACUAG
This is a messenger RNA of Porites lobata, 1036 nucleotides long. Lineage: Eukaryota; Metazoa; Cnidaria; Anthozoa; Scleractinia; Poritidae. The record is from the annotation of a GenBank genome assembly.